Paecilomyces variotii is the source of this 2715-nucleotide messenger RNA. RefSeq lists its product as hypothetical. Bases 139 to 2598 code for a protein of 819 amino acids. The record is from RefSeq and is a predicted model, not a curated record. The transcript is spliced from 4 exons. NCBI's taxonomy places the organism in Eukaryota, Fungi, Ascomycota, Eurotiomycetes, Eurotiales, Thermoascaceae.
AGUCAACACGGAGACACAGCUGAGCUACUCGACUAGUUACACUCGACACCGGCCUCGACAGAGCAAUUUGCAGUUUCCUGGGGGCACAUUGGACUGUUUGGGUCUUGAAGUCUCCCCAAAGAGACCUCCUUUGCCGCCAUGAGCGAAGGCAUGGAGACCUUCGCUGCCCGCCUGGCCAGCUUCGACAUUACCUUGAAACGAAGAACAUCGGGCGCGAAAGGGUCAAAAUACAUCACAUGGCCACAUAGCUCACCGUCUCCUGCAGAGCUGGCGCAUGCAGGUUUCUACUACAAGCCCUACGAGAGCAACCCCGACAACACAGCAUGUUUCCUGUGCCACAGAGGGCUGGAUGGAUGGGAGGAGGAUGAUAACCCACUGGCAGAACAUCUAAAGCACUCCCCAGAUUGUGGCUGGGCCGUCAUGAUGGAUAUUCAACAGCAUAGCUCCAAUCCCUCGGAGAUCGAAGAUCCAACCAGCGACCGGAUCGCAGAAGCGAGGAAGGCAACGUUCAGCCUCUCGUGGCCACAUGAGGGAAAGCGAGGAUGGAUGUGCCAGACUGAAAAGAUGGUCGAAGCGGGCUGGUAUUUCUGUCCGCAAGAAGAAAGCGACGACCUGGCUAGCUGUGCCUACUGCAAAUUAUCCCUCGAUGGCUGGGAGCCCAAAGACGACCCUUAUGAGGAGCACCACCGUCGUUCUCCCGACUGUUCCUUCUUCGUUUUCAGUCAACCGCCAGGCAAGAAAACGAAAGGAUCCAAAACCAGGAAGCCCCGUGCUUCCAAGACAUCCCGAUUAUCGACCCAGUCUACGGCUACGGCUGUCUCUGAGGCCCCAACGGUAGAUAUGGAUGAUGCAAUGGACCAGAGUAUCAUGUCACAGGCUACAACAAAAUCAACACGCGGCAAGAAGUCCACAAAAUCAAAAGCGAAAAGCAGCAAAAUCAAGAAAGAGGAAGUCGAUGAGAUUGAGGGUCAUCAGGUCGAUAUAGACAGUAAUGAUGGGCAACGUCCCGAGCCUCCGAAGCCAAAGCGAGGCAGAAAGGGAAAGAAGAGGACAAGCGAUGAUAUAAGCGAGGAUGUGCAGCAGCAACCACAUAACGAAGAAGCCGCUGAAGAGCCACCGACCAAGAAGAGAGCUACCCAGUCCCGCGAAAGCGCUGCCAAAGCUCGAGCAAGCACAAUGAGCGAGAAUGAGCGUAUGGAUACGGAUGCGGAAGAAUCGGUGACAGAACCUGGGCCAAAGAAACGUGGGCGCAAACCGGGCCGUUCAUCAGCAACUCGCAAAGUAUCUGGAGCUUCCGCCGCGUCGAAAGCUUCUCUUAGGUCACGCAUACCUGAUGACGCCCAGAUUGAUGCGGCGCUCGAAGCGGACUUGGAUGGCGACGGUUCUUUGGCAGGUAACACGGCCGUUGAGACCAUUAACGACUCGACAAUUUCUGCUCCCGAAAAGAAGUCAACUGCAUCCGUAGCGCACAUCCGAACCAGCAGAGAAUCAUUGGACCAGACAGCGGAUCGACAGGAUGACGAUGACGAACUCAACGGACCUGAGACUCAUGUGGUUGAAGCGCCAGUGAAAAGUAAAUCUCAAAAAGGAAGGCCGAAGAAGAAGAAGGCAACGGACUCCAACUCGAAAGGACAGGACGCUCACGCUCGCGUGUCUCAUACAGACUCCCACGGUCUUGCUGAUCCAGAAGAAGACUCGGUUAUAUCAGUCGGUGUUCAGUCGAGAGGACAUCAGGAGUCGGAUGCAGAGCUGGAAACCAACCCAGUGAGCAAGAAGCCGUCGAAGAAAAAGGCUGCUCCUAAGGGCAAGAAGCCCGCAAAAGCGCAAAAGCUCGUCGUAGCGGAUACCGAGUCGGUUCCGGAUGAUGUUUCGAGGUCUGACGAUGAACUGGGCCAGGACGCUCCGAGGAUGUCAAUUGGCAAAGAAACCGCAAAAGUCCAUGCACAGCGUGAUUCCAAUAGCUCUCGCCGGUCCUCCCAAGUCCCACCGAAGACAGCUGAGAGAUACAGUGAUAUUCCUCGUGAGCAACAUCACGCAGAGGCUCUUGCGAAUUCACAACAUCGCAAGAGCAAUUCAAGGCGGACGAGCUCUAGGAGUGAUGCUGAGGCUCAUGUAGCCCCAUCGUCCCUACCCGCGCCCACUCAGAAGAGCACGCCGUCGCCAUCUCCGCAGUCUUCAGAUGCUGAAAAUCGCCCUCCAUCCUCUAGGCCAUCGGCAGUCCGUCCACCCGUGAUUUCUCCUACGAAGACUGUUCGCAUACCCCUUGGGGAGACUACUCCCGCAGUCUCGCCCUCCAAACGCAAUACUAACAUCGGACGACUGAGAACUUCACAUCCAUGGAAGCCUGUUGACGUGGAUGAAAUUGUUAUUACCAGAUCGAACGACAAGGAAAACAUCGAUGUAAACGGACUCUUCGGCGAUGUUAAGGGGGAGCUCAGCACCUCAGAGAAGAAAAUGACCGUCGAGGAAUGGAUCUUGUGGAAUGCGAAGAAUGGGGAGGAGAGACUGAAGUAUGAGUGUGAGCGGCUGGUCGGCCUCUUCGAGAAAGAAGGCGGGAAAGCAAUGAGGACACUGGAGGGAAUUGAGUGCGUUGAUUAAAUCGGAGCAGGUUUAGGUCGGGGUAGGGUCACGGUCUGGGAUCACGGCGUUACCAUAGGUACAUAUCCAGGAAGGAUAGGAUAUAAUGUUCGGAUUAAUCUAAGAUGUUCUUUUCAA